UGGCGGAUUCUACAAGAAUAAAAGCAUCAACUACAACUUUUCUUGCGGCCAAAUUCUUUGGUUUUAGUCCCCACAAUAUCUUCUUCUCUCAUAAUUCCCACAUUUGCAAUUUGUUUCUUUCUUGGCGAUAUAAUCAAGAAUACCCAUAAAGCAAAACCUCCCAAGAUGCUUUAAAUUCAGAAGUAGAUUUUUUUUUCCUUCUUCUCGUUCAAUCAAAUAAAAAAUGGCUGUGGCUAUGGCUUCGACUGGGAGUAAUUUUGGGCUUUACAGUAAUUUGAAAGCUAUUGAGAAACAAUGCAUUUCAAAGGCUGCUACUUUGAGAUGCUUCUUUAGUUUGGAUCCAGUUCAUCCUUCAUGCAUUUUACCCAAAAGGAGCUUGUCUUUUUCUGCGAGUACAAUUAUUGGAAAAGCGACUCCGGCCACAGCUGUUGAGGGUGGAAACAACCAAGAAACUGAUACUGUUCCGAUGCCUAGUGUUCUAAUAGAUCAAGAUUCAGAUCCAGAUGCCACAAUCGUAGAGGUCACCUUCGGGGAUCGCCUUGGGGCUCUUCUCGACACAAUGAAUGCUCUUAAGAAUCUUGGACUGAAUGUUGUCAAGGCAAAUGUCUACCUCGAUUCAUCUGGGAAGCACAACAAAUUCGCUAUCACUAAAUCUUCAACAGGGAGAAAGAUUGAUGAACCCGAGUUGCUUGAGGCAAUACGUCUGACAAUAAUCAACAAUCUGAUUGAAUAUCAUCCGGAGUCAAGUUCACAGUUGGCUAUGGGUGUUGCAUUUGGUGCCAUGCCACCAAAUCGGAAGAUUGAUGUCGAUAUAGCAACUCAUAUCACUAUCCGUGAAGAUGGCCCUGAACGAAGCUUACUCUACGUGGAGACAGCAGAUCGUCCUGGGUUACUCGUGGAUCUUGUAAAGAUCAUAACUGAGAUAAACAUUUCUGUUGAGUCUGGAGAGUUUGAUACAGAGGGUUUGUUGGCCAAGGCAAAGUUUCAUGUUAACUACAAGGGGAAAGCUAUUAUCAAACCCCUUCAACAGGUUCUUGCGAAUAGUUUG
Messenger RNA from Olea europaea var. sylvestris, 1048 nucleotides. Its product is annotated as ACT domain-containing protein ACR11-like. Lineage: Eukaryota; Viridiplantae; Streptophyta; Magnoliopsida; Lamiales; Oleaceae. The transcript is spliced from 10 exons. Gene Ontology annotation, cellular component: chloroplast stroma; chloroplast thylakoid membrane. The record is from RefSeq and is a predicted model, not a curated record. The annotation marks the transcript as partial.